Paramuricea clavata is the source of this 300-nucleotide messenger RNA. Lineage: Eukaryota; Metazoa; Cnidaria; Anthozoa; Malacalcyonacea; Plexauridae. The record is from the annotation of a GenBank genome assembly.
AUGAGCUUGGAUGAUGAUGAUGGGGAAGUGAACGCUAUCGUUUUCCUUGGCUGUAUGUUAACAAUCAUUACAUGUUCAGCAACAAUACUGUACUUUCGUACGAGCUGUGUGCUCGACCCCGUUACACUUCGCGAAAUGUUGAAGGCAAGAAGAGACAUUGUAAACAGAUAUGGAACGGACUCAAGGCCGUAUUACGGUACACCUGUGAUACGAAGUCAUCGACAUCGUAAAAUAAUGGAUGUGAUUCGAGUAAAACGUAUUACUACACAAUAUGAAAUGCUUACUAAAGACGACAAAUAA